AAAGAGGGGCCGGACAGAGACCGGGUCACAGCAGUGCCCGCUGGCUGCAGUCUGAGCAUCUCCCAGCUGCACCUCUGCUCCUCGAACCCUCUCGCCGGCCAGAUCAUGCAGGGCCCCGUGGUCACCCUCUCCGCCCUCCUUCUCGUUGCGGCUCUCUGCUCCCCGACCUCCUCUGCUCCUGUUGGAACAGACAUCCCCACCAUCUGCUGCUUCUCCUACACCAGCCGCCCGCUGCCCAUCAGGCUCCUGAGUUACUACGAAGAGACCAGCAGCCGCUGCUCCAAGCCGGCCAUCAUAUUCACCACCAAGAAGGGCCGUGAAGUCUGCGCUGACCCCAGCGAGGAAUGGGUCCAGGACAGGAUCCAGGACCUGAAGCACAGCUGAAUGAGGGGGGACAGGUUAAAGGUCAAAGGCCACCAGAAGAAAGGCUUAAAACAAGAACCUCCAUCCUGCUGAUCCCAGACCUGACCUCUACAUGAAUGCUGUCUCUGCUCAGCUGGACUGUUUUUCAAACCUCAAUUUUAAUUUAUUCCCUUUAAUUUAUGUAAAUUAUUUCUGAGUUUCAUUUUAUCUGAGUUUGGAGGGAAGGGGCCUCUGGCAUCCAAGACCCUCCGGAAAGAUUUGAAGAUUCGAAGGCAACCAAUUUUGCCUGGUUGUUGGGGCUAUUUGGGACAGAUUCUGGAAGAAUAAAAUAUUUUUGCUAAUA
Ornithorhynchus anatinus (platypus) is the source of this 706-nucleotide messenger RNA. It is a transcript of the gene CCL4, whose product is annotated as C-C motif chemokine ligand 4. The transcript has 3 exons. Gene Ontology annotation, biological process: positive regulation of GTPase activity; cellular response to type II interferon; monocyte chemotaxis. The coding region runs from base 106 to 384 and encodes 92 amino acids. Gene Ontology annotation, molecular function: CCR chemokine receptor binding; chemokine activity. The record is from RefSeq and is a predicted model, not a curated record. Gene Ontology annotation, cellular component: extracellular region. Lineage: Eukaryota; Metazoa; Chordata; Mammalia; Monotremata; Ornithorhynchidae.